AUGUUUCUGGUUCUCUGCGUUACACAAGCAAUUGCUUCAGUGGUAAGCGUUUAUUCUAUGUUAUGAAACGGUCAAAACAGAACGACCAUUUUGGUUUAGUGCUUUCCAGUGAUUUUUCAAGUGUCAUUUCUCCUCGGAGAGAUUUAAAAAAAACUCUCCAUUCUUAGCUUAAGACUCGUUUAAAUGGCGAGCGACCGGGAACCAGAGUUUACCGUCGCUUUUGCCUUUACGAAACUACGUCGGGAAUUGGUCAGAGUACUAAUCGCUUUGGGAAACCACCAGUAAUUAUUUACAAUGUUUUACAGAUUCCAAAUGGGAAAACAAUGGAUGAGAGAAUUUUGGCAAAGGAGUACAAUCCUCACCCAAUGGAGAGUGAAACAAAAGAAUCAGAGACAGACGAGGGAAGAGAUCUAGAGUAUUUUCACGUGCCAGCUGAUAACCGAGAUAACCGAACUGCGGCCGCUGACUAUUUAGUGGAUUUCAAAACUGUAAGUUUUUUUCAGUCAUUUAGUUUCCAUUUAGUUUUACUCAGUCUUAAAAAAGCUAUAAUACGCUAUGUGUACUUUUUGUUCGUUUGACUGCUGGAUAAGCUUACCACAUGACUGGUAUUUUAUGAUGCGUUGUAGAACGAGUUCCUUCGGCGCGUUGACAGAGACGGUGUUUGCUAUCUUGGAACACUGCCGGACAAAUUACCUAAACGAAGUAACCUACAGACUGCGUUGAGAGAGGUAAGUGAAUUAGAACUAGGAAAUGUCAAUUUUGGAAGAGAAAGAUCAACGGUCACCUUGUAAUAACUGUGAGUUUCACUUCUACCAAGCAGUCAAUUUCGCUAGCGGCCGUGGUCACCGUCACUUAGAGAGGAACCACUUGAAAAAAAUUAAGGGUAAUCUUUCAAAUAGCAUUUAAUCCACGUAAGUAGUAUUUUUGAGAGACUUUGUGUCAAUCAUGGCAUGAACUGGCGUCUAUUAUAAUAACCCUAUUCUGUGGAACCUGUUUUUAGGGGUCAACCGGGGUGAACGCUUAAUACAGCUUCGACUGUAUUUGGGUUUUUUAACAUCUGAUGAUUGAAGCUGAAAGCUUUGUAAUAAUUAUGUGGUGAAUAUUCUCUUCUUUGACCUGUCGUAUCGAAACAUUCUUAGGUUUUUGAUACUCCUCCUUCUCCGCAAAAUCAUAACAUAGUGGGAGACUACUGGGUCGUGACAGAGAAAGUCGAUGAGCCUCUUAGAGAAGAAAUCCAAAAAUUCUGUGAUCCAGGUUUUCCAAUCUACCGUGUAAAAAAAGUUGAACUAGUUACUGCUGAUGAGGGCGAUGGCGACGACAGAGGCACUCGUAGAGGUAAAUGAAUUAUUUCAAAGGAUGUGUGUUUUGUUUAUCGCGAUUGUGAUCGUAAAAAUGAAGGAUCAAUCGUUUGUCUCACAACAUUCAGUGACUAUGAAUUGCAGAACGUAAACUUUUCCACUUCAUUGCUGAAGUGCUUCAGGUGAUAGCGGCAUUUGAAAGGAUAUCAUCGGAAUACAGUCGACUCCCGUUAUUGUGGACACCCUCGGGGAGAGGGGGGGGUGGGAGGGGGGGGUGGGAGGGGACUUAGUGUCCGUAAUAGUGAGAGUUCAUAAGGCAAGAGUCGACUGAAACCAGGAAAUUACCAUCGUUUAUGACGAGCGUCGUUGAAAAAUGAUCAAUUAUCUCUGAAAUUUAUGUUGUCAAGAAAGGUGAACUGCAAUUUCAGAAAAGAAAAAAAAACUCUCUAAACUUCUCUCGAUCGCUCUCAACGUGUAGCUUCCUAAGUCAUUUGGUGGUAACACCCAACUAGUGUUUGGAAAGCACGGAUUUAAAUCCCGUCGAAGCCUGUCUUUUUUAUUUUUUACUAUUAUAAUUUCAGGCUUCUUCUUUGCCAUUACUAAGAUUGCAUUUCACCUGUGGGGAUCAUUUUUUAACUUAAUUUUCAUCCACAGGUCAAAUUAGACAAAAGCUUUAACAUUCCCCCCUCCACACACCUCAGGCAACCAACGUACUGGGAGGUGGGGAAUUUGAACCCUGACUGGCUGGGGUGGGAAAUUUGAAACGGAUGUGUCAAUUUCCAGCGGAACACACAUGUUUUGUCUUUCUUUCGCGAGCGAAUGGCUUAGAAUAAAAGGUCAAAAAGGUCAAGUUUUUAAAGCUUGGUCAACGAGUAGAAAAUCACAGUCACAAAUCCAGCAUUUGGGUAGGGCAUUUGAACACAAUUUAGCCCCAAGGGACGGAAAUUUAAACAAACUAAUCUUAAAUGCCUGGGGUAGAGGGGAUGUUGAAGCUUCGAAUUGUUUGACGCAUAAAUGUGGCAUAAUCGGCAACACUCUCGUUUGUCUGCAUUUAUCAAAUACCAAAAUCAUGUAGAUAAUCUUCCCCUUUUUACAGUUUAUGAAGGCGAAGCUUUCCUCUCCUAUAGGUGUUGAAAAAACUAAGUGUAGCGCCUUAGAAAAACGAACACGAUGAUUAUUUAUUGCUAACAAUUUUUUUUCGUAAUUGCCUUUCUUCGUAGCUUUCGUUUUUGUUUAGCCUAAUUUUCUUGUCUUCGUGGUUUUUGUUACCUUCGUUAACUAUUCAUGUAUUGUGAGCAAGACUUUUUUCCCCGAUCCGAUGAAGUAUUGAUAGCAGAGUUUUAGAGUGCCUCCCGAAGAAUCUCGAUAUUAGUUUAUUUGUUGGUGUUUCGUCCGACCAAUCAGCUUUGUUAAGUUGGUGAAGGAAGAGCAGUAAAAAUAGGCAUACACCUUGACUAGAUACAAACCUGUCUAGGUGUGUUCUAUACAUUUCUUUUACUUUUACUUCAUUUCAACAGCCAGAGGUGCUCCUCCUUUAACAAUAUCGAAGUUUCCACCGUUUUGCUCCUUAUCUUUUCCCGCUGGUUGCAAUCCCGGUAAAUGGUUGUUUUACUACAAGAUCAGAGGUCGGCACUGUACAUGGUGGUUAAGAUGCAGCGUGAACUUCCAUAAGAAUUCUCUUGAUUGCGGUGACACCAAGUGGGAUCACCGGUAUGACUCCAUAAUCUGCUACGAGCUUCGCUGCCCAUAA
Molecule: messenger RNA, 3048 nt
Organism: Pocillopora meandrina
Lineage: Eukaryota; Metazoa; Cnidaria; Anthozoa; Scleractinia; Pocilloporidae
Source: the annotation of a GenBank genome assembly